Molecule: messenger RNA, 212 nt
Organism: Racocetra persica
Lineage: Eukaryota; Fungi; Glomeromycota; Glomeromycetes; Diversisporales; Gigasporaceae
Source: the annotation of a GenBank genome assembly
AUGGGAAGAGCGUCUUCAAAAGCUCAUUCCACUGAUGACAAAAAGGAAGUUGACUAUUAUCAAUCACUUAAUAUCGACUUUGACCAACUUGACGGUGCAAGAGAACGUUUAAGUUUACAACAUGAUAUUUUAAGAGAAAUUUAUCAUGGAAAUUUUUCUUCACCCAUAAGUAAUUUGUUACAAACUGGUGGUGCCAGGAUUUUAAAUAUUGG